This is a messenger RNA of Salvelinus namaycush (lake trout), 2123 nucleotides long. Its product is annotated as angiopoietin-related protein 1-like. The record is from RefSeq and is a predicted model, not a curated record. Bases 137 to 1591 code for a protein of 484 amino acids. Gene Ontology annotation, biological process: cell surface receptor protein tyrosine kinase signaling pathway. The transcript has 5 exons. NCBI's taxonomy places the organism in Eukaryota, Metazoa, Chordata, Actinopteri, Salmoniformes, Salmonidae.
GAGAGAGAGGCAACUGAACAUUGACGAGAGAAGCGCAAGAUAAACUAAUUAUUUUAAACCUUAUCUUGAAGGUGCACCAGUGACACAGUCAGCCUGGUUGUAGAGGAGCAGAAGAAGAGAAGAGGAACCACUAGCCAUGGGGCCCAGAGCUUGGUGCCUGUUUGUCCUGCUUGGGCUGUCCGUCUGGGGCAGCAGUGAGGGCCUCAGAUCCCCCAUCCUGACCCGGAGACGGAGGUACCUGGAGGACAAAGGAGAACCACCCAAAAAGUGCUCGUAUACCUUCCUGGUCCCUGAGCAGAAGAUCACUGGGCCAAUCUGCACCAGCCGGGGCCUACACACGGACAAGGACCGCGUGACCCGCGUGGACGUAGCGGCGGUGAGGGACCUGCUCUCCAAACAGAGACGGGAGAUGGAUACCCUGAAGCUGGUGGUGAACAUUGAUGGGAACAUGGUGAACGAGAUGAAGUUGCUGAGGAAGGAGAGCAGGAACAUGAACUCCAGGGUGACCCAGCUCUACAUGCAGCUGCUGCACGAGAUCAUCAGAAAGAGAGACAACUCUCUGGAGCUGGCUCAGCUGGAGGGACGCAUUCUGAACGCCACAGCAGAGUCCCUACGUCUGGCCGCCCGCUACCGUGACCUAGAGGUCCGAUACGCUGCGCUCUCCGCCGUGGUCAACAGCCAGUCAGUUCUGGUUGGUGCCCUGGAAGAGCGCUGUCUGCAGGUGUACGGCCGGCGGCAGGAGCAGUCUCCUCAGGGCCCACCACUGGUGCAGGUGGUGCCAGAGAACAUACCGGUUAGCAUCCCGAGAUUUACCAACGAGAUCCAGAGGGACCACGGCCGGGCAUUUCCCAGAGACAGGGGCUCCCAAGCAGGGCCAGCACCCACAGGAAGCACCCUGGAGCUCCAGAAGGCUCCGCAGGGCAACUUCAGUGCAGAGGGUCCUUUCAGGGACUGUCUCCAGGCCCAGGAGGCUGGCCAUGGCACCAGCGGUAUGUACCUGCUGAAACCUGGCGAAGCGGAGAGGCCCAUGCAGGCGUGGUGUGAGCAGGACCUGGACAACGGAGGCUGGACCGUCAUCCAGAGCAGGAGGGAUGGCUCUGUCAACUUUUUCAGGAACUGGGACGCUUACAAGAAUGGAUUCGGCAACAUAGAUGGGGAGUACUGGCUGGGGCUGCUGGGGAUCUACAAUUUAGGGAAGCAGGGAGACUACAGACUUCUAGUGGAGCUGGAGGACUGGGUGGGGAAGAAGGUGUAUGCUGAUUACAGCAGCUUCCACCUGGAGCAUGAGAACGAGGGCUACCGCCUGAGGCUGGGCACCUACCAGGGAAACGCUGGCGACUCACUCAGCAGCCACAACGGCAAGCAGUUCACCACACUGGACCGAGACAAGGAUGCCUUCUCAGGUAACUGUGCACACUUCCUUAAGGGAGGCUGGUGGUACAACUCCUGUGGCCAGGCCAAUCUGAAUGGUGUUUGGUACACCGGCGGGGUCUACCGCAGCAAGUUCCAGGACGGAAUUUUCUGGGCAGACUACGGCGGAGGAUUCUACUCUAUGAAGGGAGUCCGCAUGAUGAUUAGACCUAUAGACUGAGACUACAGAGGGAGAGACAUGACCAUCCUAUCCCUCAACCAACACGUGUACAGUAUUGCCUAUCGCAGACCUACUCACUCACAGAGAUUGAGUACAAACAUUGUCUGACCUUAUUGUGGGAUGGUAAAGUAUUAAAGUAUACUACUAAUGUCUGGGCCUCACUGUCAGCACUAGACUUAGAGCAAGGAGUGCCAGGCCUAUUGGUUACCAUGGAGAGCAAAACAACUGACCAUGUGGUAUGGAAUUGAAAUCUGUGUAUGUUACUAGAGGUAAAAGCUUGCCUAUUUUAGAGGUGUGUAAAUAUCUUUACAUGUCAUAAUAACAUCUUAUGUAAGCAUUCAAUCUACUACUCUGUUUCAACUUCUCCAUCUUGAGAUGCUUUAUGAUUUGCAUCCCUUAAGAUAUUUUUUCAUGUAUUUGAAAUAAACCAGGGAGAAGCUGUAAAUGAUCCUAUAGAAAACAUUGGGUUUUCUAUUCACUGUCUAUAUUUGUGGAUCAUGCACCAUUUAUUGUGCUUUCACAGCUGACUUAU